AUGUCAGAAGGUGAAUUAAAAUCAGACAUUGAUGAACAGAUCGAAACUUUUAUUAAAUCCAAUAGUUCUUCACAAUUAACUGUAAGAGGACCAGUCUUAAAGGGUGCUAUUUAUAAUGAUUCAAGUAGACCAAAGACCAAAUGGGAUGAUAUAAUUGCUUUCCAAGCUGAAUGGAAAUCAAAACUAAGAUCGAAUAUUGUGAUAUAUUUUAAUGAAUUACCUAUGAAUGUUUCAUUAGGUACUAAGAAAAUUUUUAAUAGGAAUAAACUUAUAUUUAAGAAAAAAUUUCAAUUAUAUAAUACUACAAUUUCACCUAUAUUUAAUGAAAGAGUCAAUCUAGUUAUCGUGGAUUCAUAUCAGAACGUAAAACCUAUGAUUCUUCCAUACAAGAAGAAUUUGAAAAUAUGGGACUUUAAUAAGACUACCCAGUUCUUCAAUAGAAUGGAUAUUAAAGUUCCGCAGUUAAUUGAUUUAGAGAAAGAUCAACUCGAAACACGGUAUGACGAUAUACAAUAUUAUGAUAACGAUCCAUACGUGUAUCUUUUUGAUAAAUUACAAUUGUAUAAGCCAAUAAUAUGUAAACAUUGGGAUCAAACAAAGUUUAAAGAUGUAUCAUAUCCAAAAUUAUAUAUAAAUUCUUAUGGAAGAUGUCCCUUCCAAAAAGAAGAUAUUGAUGAAAAUCAUAGGAUUAUAAAUAAUGAUACGUAUUUAAACAGAAUUAGAAAAAGAUACUGCCGUGAUGAAUUAAAUAAAAGAUAUGCAUUAAAAUUGAAAAGACUUUAUCGAUUUCAUGCAAGCAUUAGAAAGACUUUAACAGAUCAAACAAGCAAUUACAUCUCGAUCAGUACUAAUCACGAUUGUUUGGAUUCUAAGAAAUUAUUUGAUGUGAUUAACAAAGUCAGAUUGAAAAGGACAAAGACAAAUUUCAAAUUUAUGAGUUUUAAUGAGUAUGAUUCAAGGGAGAAUUUGUAUAAUGGAUUUUCUAGAAAUCCAGAGAACGACCUAAUUAGUUUACCAGAAUAUUAUAACAAAAAUAGCAAUAGUGAUAAUUAUAAUAAUGAUAGCGACAAUUCAUCACAAGAUACAUUAGAGACAGUACUGAGCAGUGAUGCAAAGUUAUCAUCCUUAGAUGUUUUUGAGGCAAGAACAGAUUUGCAAAAGUGUAUAGAUGCUAGUGGAUUUUACUCUAUUAAUGAAUCAUCAAAAUAUUUCUAUUGUGAGAAUUGUAAAACUAAAUUUAGUUCAUUAAAAGCACAUAGGGAUAGUAAUAGCCAUGCAUCAUUUGCUGAUAAUGAUUUAAACUUUUAUAAAAUAGAUGAAUUCAUAAAGCGGUUGCAUGGAUUAAUACAAUAG
Molecule: messenger RNA, 1353 nt
Organism: Arxiozyma heterogenica
Lineage: Eukaryota; Fungi; Ascomycota; Saccharomycetes; Saccharomycetales; Saccharomycetaceae
Exons: 1
Coding region: 1-1353 (450 amino acids)
Biological process (GO): regulation of cell cycle phase transition; positive regulation of nuclear cell cycle DNA replication
Cellular component (GO): Dbf4-dependent protein kinase complex
Molecular function (GO): protein serine/threonine kinase activator activity; zinc ion binding; nucleic acid binding
Source: RefSeq, a predicted model, not a curated record